UAGCCACUGCCGGCUAUAUAAAGAGAAACACAGAAAAGCUACCAGUCAGUUAAUUAUUUGAAAAAAAUGUUUUGUUAUUUGUUUGUUGAACUUUGUCUGCUAUUCCUGUUAUUCAACGGUUGUGAAGCAGCACGGAAAUGGGAAUAUGAACCCCUAUCUCUGGACACCUUUUCUUCGGAUCCGAAACUAAUAAAAAUUGACGCACAGAUCGUUCGAAUGGGGAGGGCGGAUUUCGGACUGACUGGAACUGCCGAGUGGAAUUACGAUACGACCGACGAAACUAUGGUCGAAGUUAUUGCCUUUCGUAGCAGUUCGGGAGAUGAGAGCGACUACAAGAUGCUCCCUUGGGCGGUUCCCAAACAACCCUUUUACGACUAUCUCAACACCUACUAUAAGGAUAUGUUUAUGAAGGACUUUGUCUCCUGCAGCAAUUUGCCACAGUUUGAGGACAAAUUUGAACCGCCCUGGCUUAAACAGAAAUAUUACGCUGAAAAAUGUAUCAUUAAUGGCGAAGGGCUACCGGAUAUGGUACCGCUCGGAUACUACAAGCUCAUAUUUAAUUGUACCGGACCAGAUCAGCCCUCUUGGAGCUUUGUUGCUGUCGUAAAAUUAACAAGCAAAAUGUUUUAAAUCAAGGGAAACCGUCAAAAAUAAAGAAACAAUUUUAUAAGAA
This is a messenger RNA of Drosophila ficusphila, 673 nucleotides long. RefSeq lists its product as uncharacterized. NCBI's taxonomy places the organism in Eukaryota, Metazoa, Arthropoda, Insecta, Diptera, Drosophilidae. The record is from RefSeq and is a predicted model, not a curated record. Bases 67 to 630 code for a protein of 187 amino acids. The transcript is spliced from 3 exons.